GGCAAAUUAGCCGUAGAUUUAAUGGCAUUCGCUGCUGGACAAGCGGUGAUAUUCUACACACUUAGAUACAUUCUCAAUUCAAACGAUCCAUUGAAAUCUAAACGUCAAGGUACUAAGAGCAAAUCAGCACAAAUUUUAGAUAGACUGGGUAGAAAUGAUAUUACAUUAAACGAAUAUGAAGAGAUAAUCGCAUGCGAGAUUGUCCUACCAGAAGAAAUCAACACUACAUUUGAGGAUAUAGGUGGAUUACAACACAUAGUAUCAAACCUGAAAGAGAACGUUAUCUAUCCGCUCAAAUUACCGAGCUUGUUUUCUGGUUCUCAGAAUCUUCUCAGUCCACCAAAGGGUGUGCUACUCUACGGUCCACCAGGAUGUGGUAAAACAAUGUUGGCGAAGGCAUUAGCGAAAGAGUCUAACGCCACUUUCAUCAAUAUGCACGUGUCAACAUUAACAGACAAGUGGUUCGGAGAGUCAAACAAGUUGGUUGCUGGUUUGUUCUCACUUGCGAAGAAAUGUCAACCUUCAAUCAUUUUCAUUGAUGAAAUUGACAGUUUCCUCCGCGAGCGUGGAAGAGGUGACCAUGAAGUGACGAAUAUGAUGAAAGCUGAAUUUAUGACUUUCUGGGAUGGUCUCUCAAGUGAAUCUAAUGAUAGAAUUCUUGUUCUUGGCGCAACUAAUCGUCCAAAUGACAUUGAUCAGGCUAUCCUAAGACGGAUGCCAAAGCGUUAUCCAGUUAAAGUACCAAAUGAUGAACAGAGGAAGAAUAUUUUAAAUUUGAUUCUCAGAGACACGACAUUAGCUCAGAAUUUCGAUGUCAACCAGCUCGUUGAUAUAACAAAUGGCUUAACUGGAUCUGACUUACACGAGUUAUGCAGGAAUGCGGCUAUGAUACCAAUGAGAGAGCUAAUGAGAAAGCAUGAUCCAAGCACAUUAGAACAUGAUAUUAGCAAAAUCAAACCACGUCCAUUGACGAUAACGGACUUCAUGACAGCUUCAAACGAAGAUGAGGAUGAUAUGCCAACAUAUGAUCCAACUAUAGAUGGUAAAAUACGACAAAUAAGGGAUAAUUUAGGUGGAUUAGAUUAAAAGCACACAAAAGAAAAGAUUUGUAGUAAUAUCUGCAUGAAUGUACACCCAAAUAAGAAU
Messenger RNA from Wallemia mellicola CBS 633.66, 1146 nucleotides. RefSeq names its product AAA-domain-containing protein. Bases 22 to 1086 code for a protein of 354 amino acids. The record is from RefSeq and is a predicted model, not a curated record. Gene Ontology annotation, cellular component: mitochondrial outer membrane. Gene Ontology annotation, molecular function: ATP binding; ATP hydrolysis activity. The transcript has 8 exons. Lineage: Eukaryota; Fungi; Basidiomycota; Wallemiomycetes; Wallemiales; Wallemiaceae.